Malus domestica (apple) is the source of this 585-nucleotide messenger RNA. The record is from RefSeq and is a predicted model, not a curated record. NCBI's taxonomy places the organism in Eukaryota, Viridiplantae, Streptophyta, Magnoliopsida, Rosales, Rosaceae.
AUGGGUUGUAGUGCUGGGGUUAUAGCUGUUGAUCUUGCCAAGGACUUGUUGCAAAUCCACCGGAAUACUUAUGCUGUUGUUGUUAGUACUGAGAACAUUACUCAGAAUUGGUAUUUUGGGAAUAAGAAGUCUAUGUUGAUACCCAAUUGCUUGUUUCGUGUUGGUGGUUCCGCGGUUUUGCUUUCCAAUAAGUCCGUUGAUAGGAGGCGGGCUAAGUACAAGCUUGUUCAUGUUGUGAGGACCCAUCGUGGUGCGGAUGAUAAAACUUUUCGUUGUGUUUAUCAGGAGCAGGAUGAUAAGGGGAAGACUGGUGUGUCUUUGUCGAAAGAUUUGACGGCAAUUGCCGGUGGGGCGCUCGAGACCAACAUUACCACUUUGGGACCUAUUGUGCUUCCUAUAAGCGAACAGCUUCUUUUCUUUUCAUCACUUGUGGUUAGGAAGCUGUUCAAGUCCAACGUCAACACCUCCCCCGAUCGCAGCAGCAAGCUCGACCCCGUGCUCUCCAUGGCUGAAGCACCGGUGCUCCAGAGCCCUCUCCAACUCCCCAUCCUCUCCUCCUUGCUCCGCCAUGGCUGCGGCCUUUGA